Molecule: messenger RNA, 1102 nt
Organism: Anthonomus grandis grandis
Lineage: Eukaryota; Metazoa; Arthropoda; Insecta; Coleoptera; Curculionidae
Exons: 6
Coding region: 30-1076 (348 amino acids)
Molecular function (GO): zinc ion binding; oxidoreductase activity
Source: RefSeq, a predicted model, not a curated record
AUUUUAGUUGUAUUAGUGAUUCUGCCACCAUGGAAGCAUUAAGAUUCACAGGUCAAACUAAAGUGCUGGAAUACGUUCAGAUUCCAGUACCAAAAAUCAGCAAACCCGAUCAAGUCCUGAUCAAAGUCGCUUAUGCUGGAUUGUGCGGUACUGAUUUGCAUAUCAUCGAAGGAUCUUUUCCAUGCAAUCCAGGCACUAUAACCCUAGGACACGAAUUUACCGGAACCAUUGUGGAUAUUGGAUCUGCUGUGAUCAACGUAAAAAAGGGCGAUAGAGUGGUGGUGGAUCCUAACGAUGGAUGUAAAUGUUGUGAUCAUUGCCACAAUGGUAAUUAUCACUACUGCAAUAUCGGAGGUAUUGAUAACACCAUUGGCAUUCAUCAAAAUGGAGGGUUUGCUACUUAUGCCUUAGUGCCGACGACUGCUGUCACGAAGGUGCCAGAGUCUAUUCCGCCAGAGCAAGCUGCAUUGGCAGAACCGAUAUCCUGCCUCUCGCACGGAUGGGACAUGCUCGGUCCAGUUCCCGUAGGAUCCAGGAUUUUAAUUAUCGGAGCAGGAAUAAUCGGAAACCUUUGGGCAUGCCUUCUGCACCUUUCGGGACAUAGAAAAGUAACCGUAUCCGAGCCAAACAUAAAUAGAUUAAACUAUUUGAAGAAGUUAGACGUUGGUUUUGAUUUGGUUACGCCUGACCAACUGCAGAAAAAACGUGAUGCCGAUCCUAACGGUUAUGGUUUCGAAGUUGUUGUGGAUUGUAGCGGGUUUUGUCCUGCUGUUGAACAAGGUUUAAGCAUGCUUACUAAGGGAGGCAAGCUUUGUUGCUUUGGUAUUGCUCCGCCAGAUAAGACAAUCAGUGUAUCAACAUUUGAUUUGUACGUGCGGGAAAUUACCAUAUUUGCAGUAAAUAUUAACCCAUUUAGUAUGGUGAAAUCUAUAGGGUUCAUCGAGGCUAUGGGAAAAAGGUAUUUGGAGUAUGGAAGACUGGGAAUACAAGUUUUUGACUUGAAAGACUACAAGACGGCUCUGGAGGCUCUUAAAGCCGGUACUAUUGCCAAAGCUAUGUUUAGGUUAGAGCAAUAAGUGAAUAAAUAAUUUUUUGUCUCUGA